Papaver somniferum (opium poppy) is the source of this 789-nucleotide messenger RNA. RefSeq lists its product as uncharacterized. The record is from RefSeq and is a predicted model, not a curated record. The transcript has a single exon. The coding region runs from base 1 to 789 and encodes 262 amino acids. NCBI's taxonomy places the organism in Eukaryota, Viridiplantae, Streptophyta, Magnoliopsida, Ranunculales, Papaveraceae.
AUGGAGUUUGUGGAUAAUGUGAAAAUGGAGAAAGCAAAUGCAGUGAAAAGAUACGAUCAAUUACAGAAGAUCGGAAACUUCUUCAGGAUUUUCGAGAUAUGUGUAGUUCUGGUCUUACUUUCAUGGUUCUCAACUAGAUUACCAAACGUAAUUCAAAUCUUGGGGCAUUACUUUCAGCAAUUCUGUAUCAUUUUAGUAAGUCCUCGAUUUGUAUUCUUCUUGGGUAAUGCAAUCAUUUUAACACUUUUUAUCAAGUCCGGUAAAAUAUCAAGCAAUGAUGAUUCUUCAGUAAACAGUGGUGGAGAUCAUAUUUAUGAUGAGUUCAUCAAGAAAAGUAACGAAACAAACCAGAAAAUUCAGAAAAACAUUCACUUUUCUCCUAAAGAAGAGAUUGUGUAUGAAGAUAAACAAACAGUAUAUGAAGAGAAGAAGAACUAUACAGUUCCUUCUUCUGAUACUACAUAUGUAUCUUCAACGACCGCCAUGAACACGAACACAAAGAUGACGAAGAAGAUGAACAAGUCUAAGGAUACAAAAUUCAGGAGAACUCAGUCUGGGAUUCCCAAAGGUGUUUCAAAUACUGAGAACCCUAUUAAUAAAAGUGAGUUACGACGAUCAGUGACUGAGAAAUGCCGAAGACCAAACCCACUGGCUGCUGUCGAGGAAUCAGUAGAAGUGGAUUAUGAGCAAGAGAUGAGUAAUGAAGAGUUCCAGAGGACUAUAGAGGAGUUCAUAGCGAAACAGAGACUAUUUCGUAGAGAAGAAUCAAUGGCUAUUGUUCUUCAGUGA